Messenger RNA from Uloborus diversus, 640 nucleotides. RefSeq lists its product as uncharacterized. Lineage: Eukaryota; Metazoa; Arthropoda; Arachnida; Araneae; Uloboridae. The record is from RefSeq and is a predicted model, not a curated record. Gene Ontology annotation, cellular component: cytoplasmic side of plasma membrane. The transcript is spliced from 4 exons. Gene Ontology annotation, molecular function: lipid carrier activity; enzyme activator activity. Gene Ontology annotation, biological process: lipid transport; ganglioside catabolic process. The coding region runs from base 38 to 592 and encodes 184 amino acids.
GAAAAAUAAGAUUUAUUACUUACAUUGAAAUUCAAACAUGGCCGCCAUCGCAUGCAUCUUUCAUCUGCUGGUUUUCUGGAUUGCUCUGGGGGAUGCAAAGAAUUUUUUCAAAUUCGAAGAUUGCACCCGACAAGAUGGCAUUGCCCAGGUGAAUCGAUUCGAGAUUAACCCCGACCCCAUCGACCUGAGGGGAGAUAUGAAUGUGACGAUGAACGUGAACGUUCUUCGUGACGUUCCUUUGGAGGCCAAGCUGAGGACAAGGUAUUACCGUCUUCACAAAGUUUUCGGAGUUACAGUCGACAUCCCCAUUCCCUGCCUUCUGGGCAAGUUUGGAUCUUGCACACUUCCUCUUUGCGAAUAUCUGAAGGUGUUCCGUCCGCAAGUGGCCCCUUUCUUACCCAAUGGCGAGGAUCAAGAAUGCCCCCUGGAGGCUGGAGAGUACGGAGGUGAGGAUGUGCCUGUAGAAAUACCUGACAUGACUAUGGUCGCCAGGUGGAUCAUGAAGGGCAAGUACCGAACCGAGCUGAAGUUGAUUGAUGUAAACGAUGGAAGUGAACUAGCCUGCUAUAAGAUCUGGGUUCAAAUUCGAUAAUGAUGACGCUUGUAACUAUUUGAAAUAAAAUUCUCUUCAAAACCCAGA